Fusarium venenatum is the source of this 2499-nucleotide messenger RNA. RefSeq names its product Six-hairpin glycosidase-like protein. NCBI's taxonomy places the organism in Eukaryota, Fungi, Ascomycota, Sordariomycetes, Hypocreales, Nectriaceae. Gene Ontology annotation, biological process: carbohydrate metabolic process. The record is from RefSeq and is a predicted model, not a curated record.
AUGUUGGGUCUAUCUUCGUUGUCGAGUUUGAACAUUCUCGGUGUGGUCCUGCUCGGAUCAGUAGGUCUUUGCGAUUCACACACCGAAAAGCCUUUCCUACCCAAAGGCCUCGCUUUGGGCUCGCAACCUACGUACAAAACCAAGCCCUUCACUAGCUUCACCCUAGACUCGAAGAAGAACACCGUCGCAGUUAUCAACUACGGCCACGAAGUAGGUGGGGUUCCAUUCUUUGACGUCAAAUCACUCAGUGGUCCCGCCCAAAUCGAGGUCAAAUACACCGAAGCCUACCAAGGCUUGGAAGAACCCUUCAGUGACGGACCGUUGCUGUAUGGAAACCAGCUAGGGAACAAUUUCCGCAUCCAAACUCUGAAUAUCACCAAGGCCGGACGCUACGAUGUCUUUCUCGUUCAAGGUGGACAGAGAUGGGAGUCUCUAAGACUUUUAACUGAGGGGAGUAUCAACUUCUCCAACGUUGGGUUCCAUGCCAGUUUUCCUAAUAAAGACCCGGAUGAGGAACCUGGUUUUUUUGAGUGCAGUGACAAGCGACUCAAUGAAAUUUGGAAAGUUGGAGUGCGAGGUGCGCAAUCUUCGUGUCUCGAGCAAGGCAGUCAGCCAUCUACUUGGCGUAUUGAUCCAAAGAAUGGGGCUCUGAUCGAGUCUUUGAGACCCAUCCAGAGUGAGAAAUCACCCCUUGUUGGGAACCACACUCUGGAGUUUGAGACUAAGAUUCAGAGAGGUGGUCUCUGGUAUGGAGUUGCCUGGGAGAUUGGGAAAGGUGGUGGAAUCGGCCUUCAAAUCACGGGAGACCUGCCCAAGGCAUCUACUUUCAAGAACCACAACUACACACUCUCCCCUCGCAACACCAUGCAAGUCACUUCUGGCUGGGGUCAAGUCAACCAGACUACUUUACCCACGUACCUUCUGAAGACAUUUGACCUCCCAUUCCCCGUCCACGAGAACCAGUGGUACAAGGUCCGUACUACUCUCAAGAACGGUUACCUCAGCGCUUCCAUCGACGGAACCAAGGUCUUCAACAUGUCGCUUACUUCUUAUCGCGUUCUGUUCAGAGGUCAGAUGAAACCCAUUACGCUCACUGGUCGUUUCGGUCUUGGUGCGUAUCAGGAUCAGAUGGCCUAUUACCGCAACGUGAAGGUUCACGACGAUGAUAAGGGGGAGCUUGUCUAUGAGAGCAGUCUGACCUCUGAUGAUAUUCUCGAUGAGUAUGGUGUCAGAGAGAACAUCUUUGCGGCGUGCCUCGAUGGACCAAAGCGCGAUCGACUUAUCUGGCUUGGAGACUAUUUCCACACUUCCCGCAUUAUCGGUGUAAGCACAUCACGCCACGAUCUUCAGAGAGGAACUUUCGAGUCCCUCAUCCCGACACAAAAUGAGGACGGACUAUUCAGUAUGAGUGCACCGCUCGGUUACCAACCAAAUAUCACAGUCUUCUCUGAUAACUAUGGAUUGGAAGACUAUCAGCUCCUCGGCCUCUUAUCCUUGUACUACUAUGUGCAGUCAAGCAAUGAUCUCGACUUGCUCAAACAGGAGUGGAAAUACUUUGAGCGUGUGGUUGAGUGGUCUGUGAGUACUAUUAACAAGACCGAUGGGUUGGUACAUCUCAACGGCGCAUUUACUGGCCCUGCCGAGUCUGGCUCUGCCGUCUCCUGCAUGACUGUCCAGACUCUCCAUUCCAUGGCAGAACUCGCUAGUGCGAUUGGAGAGAAAAGCUCAGCCAAGAAGUGGAAAGAAUCUGGUGAUAAGCUUGCACAAGCUAUCCACAAGUCACUUUGGAAUGACGAGCUUGGUGUUUGGAAGCUUUCUACCGCAAACGAAACCGACUUUUCCGUCACCGGUAUCUCAUUCUGCACCACGAGCGGGGUCGCUACUCGAACCCAAGCCAAGCGCUCUUUCAAAGCCCUUGAUAAGCUUGCUCUUGGCCCAGGAUAUCUCGAUAACACUAGAACAGAUCCAGAUGCACCCACUGCUAGCAUCAGCCCCAACACCAACGGUUUCCUUCUCCCAGCGCUCUUCGAGUAUGGCUCCGACAAGCAAGGAUCCAAGCUUAUCGAUACACUCUGGGGCCCAAUGGUAGAUGACAUCAAGACAUCCACGGGUGCAAGCUGGGAGUACGUUCUUCACGACGGCAGUCCUGGUUUGGGUCUAUUCACCUCUCUCGGUCACCCAUGGGGAGGCGCAGCUACAUACGUUCUUACCGAGUGGGCGGCAGGACUUCGACCUGCACAGGGUGUCAAUGGGUAUGGGUACAAGCACUGGGUUGUUGGGCCAGAGAGUGGUUUGUCUAUGGGCUUGGAUUACGCACAUGGUCGUGUACAGACUGCCUUUGGGGGCAAGAUCGAGGUCACUUGGAAACUGACCAGUAACAAGAAGAAUAUGGAGGUGAGUAUCAAGGCGCCGAAGAAGACUAGUGGUGUUUUUGUAUUCAAGGGGACGGAAAGACAGUUGAGUGGUCAAGAGCAGUACAAGUUCACUGUCAAAGUUUAG